This is a messenger RNA of Phytophthora nicotianae INRA-310, 828 nucleotides long. RefSeq lists its product as hypothetical. The coding region runs from base 1 to 735 and encodes 244 amino acids. The record is from RefSeq and is a predicted model, not a curated record. The transcript has a single exon. Lineage: Eukaryota; Oomycota; Peronosporomycetes; Peronosporales; Peronosporaceae.
AUGCAGAAUGACGAAGAUAUCGCUCCAAACGGCCAAUAUCUGGGCUUUACGCUCUCACCGCGCGGUUUGGUUUGGAAAGUGAACGCGCCGCCAUCAACCGCUGCAGAGUUUGAAGCACUCUACACCGAGUGGAAAGCAACAUCGCCGCCAUCAGUUCACUUUGCACCUUCAUUAUACCCUCCAGGAAGCUGGGAAUUUGCAUCGGCUACCAUCGCGAACGACGCUUGCUAUCAAGGUGCCUUGUUUGCGCUCAGCUAUUGGCUUCAACGUGGCAAAUCUAUCCAACAUGCAAGAGAAGCAGCCACGUAUGUGCUUGGAAUGCACCACACGCUGCAACUCUUGACUCAAGUUGAAGCCGAUGCAGCAGUCGUCGAUGGCUCCUGGGGGCUCACCUACGAUAAAUACGACUUGGCCAAGAACACAGCUCUUGCAGCUAUGCGGUACUCCAGUGGACUCGAGCUCAUGCAACCACUCAUCGUUCUACUGAAAGAGCAGCAACGACACAGUGGAGCGAGUCGUCAAGAUCUUGUGGAGCUUCAAGAACUCGACAAGUUGUUGCAGCAUUUGGACGAAACCCGUCAAGUUGCCGUCGCCCGCGUCAAGUUUCUGCUAAAGAACAUGAAAUUGCGUCAAGAUCCAGAUACAAACGCGUUCAAUAACUUCCUGGAGUCCCAACAAGGCGACAAGAAGAAAAGCAAGAAGCGCAAGAAGCGCAGGACUCAAGUGACUCCGUAACAUGGCUACAUUUUGACCUUUCGUGCGGAAUCGUACUUAUGUGGGAAUUUUUAUCGCUUGGCUCUGGAUCGGUCGAAAGAUACAUCGGCCACU